UCGGGCGCCCGGCCUCCUUCCACGUCUGGGCUCCCACGUGCGUGUGUGUGAGAGUGUUUGCGCGCGCGUUCGGCCGCCGUGUAAUUUGCUGACGCUCCCCGGCCGGGCCGGAGAGAACGUCCUUCAGGGCCGGGGCCGGUGACCAGCCCCGCGGCCGCCCGCUCCCCGCGCACCAUGCCGGAGCCUGCCCGAGAUGCCCAGCCCGACCUCUACCGCGACACGUGGGUGCGCUACCUGGGUUAUGCUAAUGAAGUGGGAGAGGCCUUCAGAGCCAUUGUGCCCACGUCGCUGGUGUGGCUGAGUUACGGCGUGGCCAGCUCCUACGUGGUGGCCGACGCUGUGGACAAGGGCAAGAAGGCCGGAGCUGCCGCGAGCCCAGAGACAAGCAAGACCACCAAGAUGGCGGUGGCCGUGGUGGACACCUUCGUCUGGCAGGCGCUGGCCUCCGUGGCCAUCCCGGGCUUCACCAUCAACCGUCUGUGCGCCGCUUCUCUCUACGUCCUGGGCAGAGCCACCCGCUGGCCCCUGGCAGCCCGCAAGUGGACGACCACGGCCGUGGGACUCCUGGCCAUUCCCGUCAUCAUCCACCCCAUCGACAGGUCAGUGGACUUCCUGAUGGACUCCAGCCUACGGAAGAUCUACCCUUCCCAAGAGAAGCCCAGCUCUGCUUGAUACAUCUGCCCGUCUUGGACCAGCCCCGCCCGCAUGCCACCUGACAUCUCAUCCUCCUGGGGGACGCCGCCCCCGGAAAGCUCCAGCGGGGGCCGGGCCCGCAGCCCUUGAGCAUUAGAGCUCGGUGGACCCCGGAGAUCGUCUCGUUCAUGCCCCUCACUUGAUGGAGGACGGUGAUGGCCAGGGUGGAGGGAAGAACAUGGCCCUUCCUUAUACUGUGAAGUCGUGGUGGAGCCGGGUCCUGGGACUGCUGGGUCGGGAUUUCUCUCACUCCCCCCCCCCCCAAACCAACACUGUAAGAAGCACACACACACACACACACACACACACACCUCCCCUGCCCUGCCCCAGUUUUUUUUAAGCGUUUUGACUUUUACAAAGUGCUUCCCUCCCAACAGCUCUGAGAGGGCCCUAGUGCCAGUACCAUUAGCCCAGGCGAUGGAUGAAAAAACUGAGGUUCCAAGAGAGAAGCUGAUUUGCCCAAAGUUGCUCAGGGAGAAUUAUGGGAGAGUGCAAUAGCAGUCAGAUGAUCAGGGGCUCUCUUUGGAACAGGGAGGGAGGGAAACCCAGGAUACUGUGACCUCAUUGUGAAGAGCCAGGAAGACCCCUUCCUCCCAUGCCUCUGACCUGGUGAAGACCGCCCAGAGGAGCCUGUGGGUGGCCCUGCAGGAUUCUGGGAGGCUGUGACUUCUCUAGGUGAUCAAUAAACACGAAUCAUGUCCAGCA
This is a messenger RNA of Sarcophilus harrisii (Tasmanian devil), 1398 nucleotides long. RefSeq names its product mitochondrial fission process 1 (gene MTFP1). Gene Ontology annotation, cellular component: mitochondrion. The transcript is spliced from 4 exons. Lineage: Eukaryota; Metazoa; Chordata; Mammalia; Dasyuromorphia; Dasyuridae. The coding region runs from base 175 to 672 and encodes 165 amino acids. The record is from RefSeq and is a predicted model, not a curated record. Gene Ontology annotation, biological process: mitochondrial fission.